Solea senegalensis (Senegalese sole) is the source of this 2618-nucleotide messenger RNA. RefSeq names its product netrin receptor DCC-like. Gene Ontology annotation, cellular component: membrane. Lineage: Eukaryota; Metazoa; Chordata; Actinopteri; Pleuronectiformes; Soleidae. The transcript is spliced from 7 exons. The record is from RefSeq and is a predicted model, not a curated record. Bases 102 to 1286 code for a protein of 394 amino acids.
UUUAUGUGUAUAUUUUUGAUGCGUCCGUGUCCGACAGCUCGUCCUCACCCACCCGCUCUUGUCCUCUUGUCCUCUGUUUGUCAGAGUCUCCCGUUGGUCAGAUGCGUCCUCCUCACGGCAGCGCCACGCCGCAGAAGAACAGCAACCUCCUGGUCAUCAUCGUGGUUUCCGUGGGCGCCGUCACCGUGGUGGUGGUCGUCAUCGUGGCUCUGAUCUGCACGCGGCGCUCCUCGGCUCAGCAGAGGAAGAAGCGAGCGAGCCACAGCGCCAGUAAGAGAAAGGGCAGCCAGAAGGACCUGCGACCUCCUGACCUGUGGAUCCACCACGAGGAAAUGGAGAUGAAGAACAUCGAGAAGGCGCCCAGUGUCGCCCCCUCUGGACGCGACUCGCCCAUCCAGUCCUGCCAGGACCUCCCCCAGGUCGCUCACAGCCAAUCAGAGAGCCAGAUCGGCAGCAAGAGCAGCCACUCGGCAGCCGACGCUGACGAGGUUUCCAGCAGUAUCUCCACUCUGGAGCGCUCCCUGGCUGCCAGGAGGGGAACUCGCGGGAAAAUGAUGAUUCCCAUGGACUCACAACCGAGCAACACGCCGGUGGUCAGUGCCAUCCCAGUACCAGCUCUGGACUCGUCUCAGUAUCCUGGGAUUCUGCCGUCGCCGUCCUGCAGCUUCACGCACAACAAGUUCAGCCUGCGACCGAUGCCUUUCCCCAGUCUGACUGUGGACAGAGGAUACACGACAGUGAUGCCCUCGGACGCCUCGGCCACCCCUCUCCUCCAGCAGCAGCCUCCGCCACAGCAGGCUCCUCCGCUCCUCCCAGGCUCCUCCGCUCCACCCGUGGAGCACGUGCCCGGUGUGGGCGUGGGUCCGGUCCCCGGAGCUCCGUCCGCGGCCGUGGCCGUGGAGGAGGCGCAGGCGGCGAGCAGUCGGACCAUCCCGACGGCCUGUGUCCGGCCCACACAUCCGCUACGGAGCUUCACCAACCCGCUGGUGCCGCCACCCAUGGGGACGAUCGACCCGAAGGUCUACACCUCCAUGUUACCACAGUCCAGUGCGAGUCUCCCGAAGCCUCAGGUGAAGACGGCCUCUCUGGGUCAGGCCGGUAAGGCUCGCUCUCCUCUGCUGCCCGUCUCAGUCCCGACGGCGCCGGACUUACCGGAGGAGGGAGGAACAAAAGCUGCGGACGAUUCGGCUGCAAACGUUUACGAGCAGGACGACCUGUCGGAGCAGAUGGCCAGUCUAGAAGGACUGAUGAAGCAGCUCAACGCCAUCACCGGCUCCGCCUUCUAACCUCCGACGUCCCGCCCGGCCCAGCACUCGGUCACAGUCCAGCGAGGAAACCCCGUCUUUAAACCUGGACAUUCACCUGCCGUCAGGUCAGUCCGGGUUUGAAGACGACGUCUGUGGAACCGAGAUUGUUCUGGUUUGUUCUGACCUCGGCUGGUGUUUUGGGGACUGGACAGAAGGGAAGUGGACAGAGAAUUAAAAGCAUCAACUCCACGAACAGGACGAGGUGUGAAGGUCUUCAGCAGGAGGUCAAACUGAAACCCCCGGUAGAUCCUUCAACCUCCAUCACAGAACUAGAAAAACCCAAUGCCUAGCGCCUCGACAUAACAAAAACAGGAGGGAGGGAUCAUCACAAAAAAAACAAGGUACCGUUAUACGAGCCCUCCUGUUUCUCUUCUUCGUGGUAUUUAUUUGCGUCCUCCUCCACUGAGUUCUGAACGACUCGGUUACUGUGACUGUACCUCACUUAUUUUCCAUAAUUACUGUUCAAAGUAUUCCUUUUAUUUUUCUUUGGGGGUAUUUUACCUUUGUGCAGUUACAGGAUGUAUACGUGCUUUUAAAAAGAAGUUCCCAGGAUCGACGUAAUCUGCAGCCACCAAAGUUUCUUCUUUUUUUCUCCACCUGGAUCUUAACGAUGGCCGUCACAGUGAUGUCAGGUGACACCAUUUCCUGGCUAGUUUUUUCCUUCACUGGGACCAGAAAGUGUUCCAGACUUCACCAAUCACCCGUCAUCCUUUUCCAUCUCUGGAUCCUGAGGUAAAGAGAAAAAAAGAAAAGAUAAAGGGAUUAAAACUGUGAUUUUUGACGGAUCAGAAUGGUGUGGAUUUGACUCGGCUCUUGAACGACAGAAACAUCUGCUGCUCUCUCUCCACCGAGCCUUUAACUCCAAUCUUUACCGACUCGUGUUGUUGCCAGAUUCUCCAUCUUGGUACUUAUCGUGACGUCCUUUGAUUUCGCUCCCUGCUCGAUUCAGUGAACUGGAAAAGGAGCUAACGUUGGGAACUAACGUCAAACAGUUUCUGGAUUUUUCAGCAAUUAAAAAUUCAGUCUGAUUGUGUCCGUCGUGAAAUUUAGUCGCUCUGAACACACGACACGUUGUGCGUGUUGUCGCCCCCUGCUGGUUGGAGUACUAAAGAGUUGAAAUGUGUUGGCUUUUGGAGGCAAAUUCCAAAGUGGAGUUUGUAAGUUGUAAGCUCCGCCCCGUGUUUAAAUUAUAAUUUGGCUUCACUGUGAUUUAAAAAUGAACAACUGUGAAAGAGUUGUGACAGCGACAGGAUCAAGAAUCAGCUUUUUUUCUUUUAUAUAUAAUUAUUUUGUUAUUGUUAUGAUUAUUAC